UCUAUAGUUAACGAUUCUUUAAAUGUUUUAAUUGUUUAUGAUUGCAAGAAAAAAUAUGGAAAUGAAAUUUUACCUAGUUACUGUCUCAAUAAAUUAUGUUCUCUUGUUUUACAUCUUUUCAUUAUUUUAUGUUCAGGAUCCUUACUUCGUGCAGUGCGAUCACAAUGAUGCAUCGUGAUUCUUAUUCAGGAUCUUAUUAGAAACCUCGUGACUGUUGUUUGAAACAUGAUGAUUUUGGAAAAUUUUUACUUCAAAAAGGAAAACAGAAUUUUUAUUCAUCUAUGGCACAGGUAUUGGAGAGCAUGUUCAAUUUGCAGUUUUAUUCUAGUGCAAACAGAUGAAUUAUUUUUAAAAGAUUAUAAGUGUGUGCUUGCCAAUAUUUUUGAAAGAAUUAUUAAGUUUUUGACUUGAAUUUGUUUUACUUCUAUUGAAGAAGCCUAUGAUAUAAAAUGGAUUUGUGUGGAGAUCUUCCACUUUUAAAUGAGUUAGCUGAUUCUGUUGCCGAACAAGAAACUGCUACUUGUACCAACAAAAAUAUGAAAAAUUCUUAUCUGAAGACUUCAAAAGAAAAUUCAAAUUUAAAGCCCAUAACUGAAAAAAAGUGUAAAGGAGCUCAAAAAUCCUGUUAUGGUAUUUCUCACACAAAUAAAUCUAUAUAUCAAAGCAAAUAUUUUAAACCACAAGUAGUGAAAAGAAAAUCUGCACCAGUCUGUGUUCGAUUGUCGAAUUCAUCUGCUGAGAUGGUAUUAUUUGAACGAAAAGUUGAAAUUAAGGAUUUAGAGAGUCAGGUUGUUUACUUACAAAAUCAGUUAAAGUGCCUAAAGCUAGAAAAUAAAACACUAUCUGAUGUACAAGUUCGACAAGAGAAAGAAUUGAGGAAAUUCAAAGAGGGUGUUGCUGAUAUUCCUGCACUAUUAAAGUCACAUAAAGAAGAAGUAAAAGUUUUAGAAUCUAAUAUUAACACACUUCGUAAGGAAUUGAAGGAUUGCCAGAAGGAAUUGAAAUCAAGAAAUGAGAUAGUUUUAAAGAAAGAUCAACAAUUUGAUAAACUAAAUGUUACGUUUAAAAGAAAUGAGAAAGCAUUGCGAGAAGCAAAUCGUGAAAAUAAAGAAAUUAAAUCAGAAAAAAUAAAACUUGAUGAUGAAAACAAAAGACUAAUAGCUGAAAAUGAAGAGCUUAAAUUUAAAAAUGAACAAGAGCACAAAAAAACUCAGAAAAUGACAAAUGUAAUUCUGAAAUUAGAAGAAAAUUUGAGCAACGAAAAUUGUCUUAAAGAACAACUCAAAGAUAAUCUGAACAAACUGCAAAAAAAAUAUGAAGAACUCUCACAAAAUGAGGUUGUUAUGAAAGCUCUUCAGUGUGUUCAAGUUUCCGUAGGAACACAAACAGAUAUUGAAAAAGUUCCUGUCUUCUUUGAUAAACAGACUUCACCUUCAAAAUAUGAAAAUUUAAAUGUGUACUAUAUAUCAGCGUUAGAUGAAGAACAAAAUAAUGGCCUAAAGUCUAUCAGUACUCAGAAUGUAAAAGGUAACAUCAAUUUUAUCAUGCUCAAGAAUGCAAGCAUUCAAACAGAUGGCUGUAUGAAUAUCCAAAAUUUAUCUAACUAUCAGUAUGAGGAAUUUUCAUGUUCAUCGAAUGAUUCAAGUUCACACAAGACUAAUAGAAGGAUGCGAACAGGUUUUGCCUUUACUCCUUUGAAACCACUUCAGUCAUUUUCUACAAAAAAUAAUAGAGAAGAUAUUACAGAAGUAUUUUUUCCACUUUCAGAUGUAUAUGAUAUAAAUAAACCGCUUUCAUCAUCUAAUAACAUUUACUUACAGGCUGAAGAUCUUAAUGAUAAGAAUGCAUUGCAAAAUUUGUCGUUAAAGAAUAAAUUACACUUGCAAGAUACAGUAAAUUUAGAUUAUAUAAGUGAAGGAAUAUUUGAUACUAAUACAAUAUUAACAGGAAAAAGUGUGAGGCAAUCUUUAAUACAUUGCGAUAAAAAGUAUGAGAAACAUUUUGCUUCUACCAUAUCCUUGAAAGAAGGGAAGUCAGCUGAAUGGAUAGAUAGAGAUACAUUAUGAUAUUGCAUGCAUUGUUUAAGCAGAAAUAUAUAUCAUUAUCCUGCAUAGUUUUCUUUAAAUAUUGUUAUAAACUAAUGUACUUUGCAGAAAUAUUCUUAAUCAUAUUAAAUCUGCUAUUAAAGUUUUUAUAUCAAAUGCAUUAUGUGUUUGUAAUAUACUGUAAUCCUAUUUUAUACAGUAAUAUUCAUAUUUUUAAUAUGCUUCAAAGGAAACUCAGAAAAGUUUUUUUAUAGCUUUUCCAUUGUCUUGGAAUUUGUACAGUAAUUUUGUUUCACUAUGUGUUGAUAUUCCACUAAAGAUAAUCCGAAACUAAUUCUAUUGUGUAGUUCCAAGUUCUAUUUUUAAUAAUAAAAUAUAUUAUUAAAAUUGCACUAGUUUGCUGUUGUGUUAUUUAUGCUAGUUUCAAUAUAUUUAUGACCUUUUGUUUCAUUUGUGAGCAAAUUUCAUUAUUAUGCUAUGGUAUAAAAGUAUAAAUUGGAGACUUACAUUAGUACAGUCAAAUCCGGUUAAUUGGACCACCGAAUAAUCGAACCAGCCACUUUUUCGGACCAAAUCUUAAAGAACCGAAACAAAUCAUAUGUACAUGAGCCUAAUAUCUGGACCAAAAUUCCAUUUAAUCGGACCAAAAAACGUGAGAGUGAAUAAGAAACAGAAACCACAAGUCGGCCGUGUACAGCGGAUGUACAGGUGGUCUGCGACAUAUGGGAGGAUCUGUAGUUGUGGCUCUCCAGGAAGAUGCUUUAUGAAAGGUCAGGAAUUCCUUAAAGUACAUGACAAAAGCAAAACCGGUGGGAGGUGAACAUACGCACCAUUUUCUUUGACCUGCGCCUCCGAGUUUCGAGGAAAUGAACAAUAGAGUGUCCGGCUCCACCUGAAAGGAAUUCCGGCCUGUCAAUCAUGAUUAAAGUUUACACGAGAAAGGAUCACGUUUUUUGGAUGAUUUUAGUGCCAAAGCUUUGAAUGGCGAGCAUUUAACUCCCUCUUGACCUCAACAACUUGAACCCGAAACACCAAGGUUUCUUCAGACCACUUUAGUCAGUCAACUGUGCGCAUGUCUAAUCUUCCCUGCCAAAAUGCUAUGACGGGACUUGACAUUAGCUGAAAAAAUUGGUUUCCUGUAUAAGAUCAAGCAACACCAUGAAACACUUGUCAGCAUCAGUUGGUGAAAAUAACCGGAUUGGCAAAGACUACAAUUUCGUGCUUGAUAAAACAAGAAUAAGAAUGUGACAUAAUGUGUCUUCUGUGAGAAGAUCUGUGAGAUUCUGUGAGAUCAAUUCUGUGAGAAGAAUGGACAUAAUGUGAAGGACGAGGAGGAACUUCCAAAAAACGGAAGCGUGAAGGCAAGGACCCAGAUGUCGAUGAGGCCCUUAAUGAAUGGUUUGCUAUUGUUACUGGACAAUCUGUGCAAGUAAGGGCCCAAUGUUAAAAUGCAAAGCAGAAGAAUGUGCUAAAAAGCUGGCCCACGAUUACUUUAAAGCUACGGACAGUUGGUUGUCUCGAUGGAAAUCUAUAUAUGACAUAAAAUUCAAGAAAGCACAUGGCGAGAAAGAAAGUGCUGAUAGUGCAAAUGCUGAAGAAUGGAAAUGAAUAAAACUGCCUGAUUUUUUUGAAAAUUUUUCAGCAGAUGACAUCUACAAUGCUGAUGAGACUGGGCUGUAUUAUUGUGCUACACCGGACAGCAUGUUAAAGUUACAAACAUGUUGCACUCUGUGGCUCCAAAAAAGCGAUGGAUCGCGUAACUGUUUUGUGCUGCUCAAACAUGUCAGGAACGGACGAGAGGAAGCUGUUGGUUAUAGGAAAUAGCACUAAGCCUUGCUGCUUUAAAAGACAUAGGAUGGAGAGUUUACCAGUUGUGUAUCGUGCGAAUAGAAAUGCGUGGAUGACCUCUGAACUUUUUAAAGAAUAGCUGAAAGAUUGGGACGGAGAGCUACAAUGCCAGUCGAAAAAUGUGCUGCUUCUUCUUGACAAUUGUGCAGCACAUCCUCAUUUAGAUUGCUUGAUGAAUGUCCAACUGGAAAUUUUACCUCCCAGGACCACAGCUUUGGUCCAGCCUAUGGAUACAGGCAUCAUAAAAAAUUUGAAGACCCUUUAUCUUGUAAGGUUGGUUAAUUACAUCCUUGAAGCAAUUGAAGAAAGUUUUCUGACCUCAUCAUUAAAAGCCAGUGAAGUCAGUGAAAAGGUCAACAUCAUACAAGCAGUUACAUUUGUGGCCGACAGCUGGCGAAAAGUGAGCAGUGAGAAUAUUCAGAACUGUUUUUCUCACUGUGGCUUUAAGCACUUGGUUUUGGAGAUGGAUGUAGACAUGCUCAUUGAAAGUGAAAGUGAUGAUUUACCUGUGGAACUUCAACAGGUACAAAAGUGAGAAGAAUUUUUAUCCAUUGACAACGAGCUUCAAUGCUACAAUGAAAAUGAAGAUUACGAAUCUGCAGUCGUUGCUCGAGUUGCAGCAAAACACACGACAGCAUCAGAAGACCAAGAAAAUCAUGAUGAUGAUGCCACUAAUAAGUUGAUGCAAGUGACAACACAGGAUGCGAGGAAUGCAUUGAAACUUUGCGUCGGUACUUCAUGCAGGUGGGAAAUGAAGGCAGUCCCAUUGCUGCGUUAGAUGUUUGUGGUGAUUUCUUUCACGUGCAAUCUGUCAAAAGAACACGUCAGAUCACAUUGGAUAAGUUCUUCAAAUGUUGACUGGAACUUGGUAAAAACUUGUUUUUAUUCUGCUUCACAUGUUGAGUAUUGUGGAGAUUGCUUCUUAGAAUUUGUUUCUAAAUUAAUUUUCUCAAUGAAAAAAAGUUCGACUGUAUUUCUUUUUUGUACAUAUAUGUUUGCCAUACGUGUGUAUCGCACAUAAAGUUCAUAAUUACAUUUUAGUACACGAUUUACAUGUACAUUUACUGUUUGCUACUUAUAGCACAUCCUGUCUUACAACAUAGGACAUGUUCGUGUAAUCGGACCAGUCUUUUAUUAGGACCAAAACGAUCGCUUCCCGAUGUGGUCCAAUUAACCAGAAUUGACUGUAUUGCAUAAAACUACUAUUUAACAUAAUGAAAAAAUAAAAAAUGAAAAGUGUAUAUUCAGCUAUGUUUAUAGAAAUGAUCAUCUAACAUCUUUUGCUCCCAGCCUAUCAUAUAUCAUAUGUUUCAGUUGGGCUGACUGUAUCAAAUGUGAUAUGCAAAUGAAAUGUCACUGAUGACCCACCGUAUCAUGGCUCAUGUGCUGAAAUAGAAUGUUUCAUUUUUACAUUUUAAAUGCCCAUAAAUGAUGUGAGAGUACUGUGAAUCUUAACUCAAUGAAAUGUCUUGAGUCCUAAUGUUGUUACUAUGAGGAUUAUUUAAUAUUUUAUUCUAUAAAUCUAAAACACAUAAUGCUUACAAUGCAUGUUCAGGAUUUAGAGGUGUUUUAUGUAGUGCAGACAGCAUAAAUAUUUGUAUAUAAGUAUAAAAAUAGAAUGUAAUAGGCACAGAUAAUUAAAUUCUUAAAUUUUUUAUUUCAUUUUCUAACAGAAGUAAUUUAUAUAUGUAAAUGUAAUCAUUAUUACUAAUCCUACAUUUUAAUUUAGUUAAAAAAAUUAUUUUUCAUUAUAAGAAUUUUGCUUUAUAUUAUAAAAAUGACAUUUAGUUAAUACAUAUGCGAGAAUUCAAAUAGCUGGAUUGAAAGCAGAUUUAAUUAGAAUUAUUUUUCCAUGUUAGGCUUAACUGCAAAUUAUGCUAGGGCACACAGUGAAAUGCAGUACUCCAUGGUCGUAGAUCUAAAGGGAAAUUUCAAUAUCCCUGGGAAGAAGUUAAAGAAAACAAAGCUAGAAGUUAAACAAAUGCUAACUUUAUUCAUUAAUUGUAUGAAAUUAUAGAAAAUUUUAAUUAUUUAUUUGUGCACAAUAAUGUAUGCAUAUUCUUUCUUGCAUUCCUGAAUGUAUGUUAUAUAGUUCUGAAUAGCUGCAGUCUUUUGCAUAAUGCCUCAUGUAUUGUAAUCUGAUAUUCUGACUCAAAUGAAGUGAGUGUAUUAUAUAAUAAAAAACAGUAUGUUCUAAUUAAGAAUUGCUCUGAACUUUAAAUAUCUUUUAGUUGGCCAGUAAUUUAAGAAUUACUUCAGAAAAAGGAGAAACUAUAGUAAAAUCAAGGAAAGAAUUUAAAUGUCUGUAUUAGCAUAGAUUAGUCUCCUAACUUUUUAUGUAUUAUUUUUGCUUGAACUAUUAUCAUGUAUCAAUUGUAACAGUAGAGACUAUUUUCCUUAAAAACAUUGUAUCAUCAAUACUUUGAAAUAUUGCUCAAAUUUCUAAUUUUAUAAAGAAGCAAAUCAGGUCUCUUUUUGUUUCAAAAGGGCCUUUUAAUGCUCAACUUCUGUUAUAUGUUAAAUUUUUCACCAAUUAUUAAUGUCCAACUAGUAAGCAAAAUAAAAUUAUUUUGAUUAGGAAUAAAAUUCUGCUCAAUUUUGA
Molecule: messenger RNA, 6495 nt
Organism: Stegodyphus dumicola
Lineage: Eukaryota; Metazoa; Arthropoda; Arachnida; Araneae; Eresidae
Biological process (GO): intraciliary transport
Cellular component (GO): axoneme
Source: RefSeq, a predicted model, not a curated record